This is a messenger RNA of Penicillium samsonianum, 1203 nucleotides long. RefSeq lists its product as uncharacterized. The coding region runs from base 1 to 1203 and encodes 400 amino acids. The record is from RefSeq and is a predicted model, not a curated record. NCBI's taxonomy places the organism in Eukaryota, Fungi, Ascomycota, Eurotiomycetes, Eurotiales, Aspergillaceae. The transcript is spliced from 2 exons.
AUGUCUAAGUGGCAGCAGCCCUCUCCAAGUCACCGAACCACUCAUCAUGGGGACUGCGAAAGGAGUUUUGAGAGCGUCAUCCAAACCUUGAGCCAAGGGGUCAGACAUAGUAAGCCCAUGGAGGUCACCUAUAAUAAAGCCGUCGUUCUUGGUCUACGAUGGAGUAAUGAUGACUUGGACCUGGCCAGACCUCAAUCUGCACUUCUCGAGACAUUUCGGACACAAUGUGGAUUCGAGACGGCUAGUUUGCUUAUCCCCUCCACCUCUAGGGAGGGGGCAUUGGAAGCGAUACGUGACACAAUUUAUGAACUCCGUCGGAAAUAUGAAAUGGACCGUGAUCGCUAUCUCAAUCGGGGCACGUUAUUUGUAAUACACUAUAUCGGCCACGGUGUAUCUGAAACAGAACGAAAAUUUGAAAUCUGCGGAACCCGCAGCCCUGAUGCCGUUAGAAUCCCGUGGUCUUCCAUCCAUCUUAGCAUGAAGGCAGACGUCCUCGUUCUCAUCGAUACCUCCUACUCUGGAAGCUUUUUCCAACCAUGUCACAGCCUGCAAAGGAUAUUGCAGCACAGUGAACGUUCCGCGGAGUACCUAUUCGCAACAGGCAACGAGAUUUCUGAUCAGAACGGUCCCACUUACGAUGCUAACAAUAAUUUCACAACCCGUCUAACAGAACUUCUAUACACUACGUCACCAGCACCGGUUACUGUUGUACAACUCCACGAAGCUCUCUGUACCCAAGCCAAUGACCCAAGUACUAAGCUGCGCUAUACUCCUCAAUAUAUGGACUGUCGCAAAUCAUCUAUCAUCCUCCAUCAUCUCGAUAAUCAUGUGUGGAGAAUAGAAAAUCCGACAAGCAACGCACACAUACCUACGGGUCGUACCCUCAUUUCCGUUUCCAUCCUUGGGCACACCGUUCGUGGCCAAGUCGCAGAGUGGCAGACGUCGCUAUCGAAAAUAGAUCCUAAUGUGACCAUCGAAGGUGUGUUUAACCUUCAGGGCUGUUCUCUGUGUCUUCUAUCAAUGCCUAUCUCGUUGUGGGAUAGUUUCUUACACCCAGGGUACAAAUUCAUGAGCUACGUGGAUUCCCACAACCUACUGGCAUCGAAUCCUAGCGCUGAUGGCCUCUUGUUAGCCACGCUACCAGAGAGACCGAAGGAACAAGCGUAUGUUGACUAUGUCAUGCUCUCUGACGAGGAGGAGUGA